AUGGUUCAUGAUCCUAGAAUCACAACGUUGCUGAGUCGCCUUGGAGGACUAUACAGAGACCCUGCUCGAGUGGACCGAGAUGCCAGCAGUCUUUUGAAGAGUUCCUUAGGUGUUCAUCUCAUUCCUGGAAUUGCCCCAUUGGUGGAAAAUAAUGGUGACACGUCCAAUUGUCUAGUGCUACAAGGAACGAUAGCUAUUGUAUUUCGAGGGACAACCUACCAACUCUUGGUGGACAUAUUCUUGCCUCCUGGAUAUCCGCGACGCCCUCCUGUUUCCUAUGUUCGUUUGGCGCCGAAUAUGUAUCUUAAGGAAAACCAUCCUCAUGUAGGCAGUGACGGAAUGGUAUAUCUUCCUUAUACCCACGAAUGGAACCCUCGGACUCACAGUCUCAUUGAAAAGAUAGUGGCAAUGAGUAGUGUAUUCUCAGCAGACCCACCAGUAUUUUCCAGGUCGACACCCGCCCCAGCACCUGCCCCUGCGCCCGCUCCUCCGCCAUCUCCACCACCGCCACUGGCAUACAAUGCACCAAUGACAAAUACCUACAAUCCCUCUGGUAAUUACGUUUCGCCAUCCACAUCACGGCAGCAAGACUUGGAAUCGGAACGGUACAUGCAAGAGCAAAUGGAUCUGAUUGCUGCCCAAGAAGCCUCCGAAAAGGAACAAGCGAUCGAGGCUGCGAAAAGGGCAGAGCAAAAUCGUCUACAACAGAUCGCCGCUCAACAGCAAUGGGAAGAAAAGAAGACCGAGGAUUUGAGACAGCGAUUGAACCAAAAGAUUCAAGCGCAUAUGGUAAAUCUUGCCCAUGAGACAAAAACAAGUGUACAAUCCGAUUGGCAAGAUGAGGAAAAGCUAAAGAAAUCCAAAGACACUAUAGAGAGUCAGUUGAAACAGUUGGGGACUGCAGAUGAGCAACUGACGGCGGCCAUUGCUACGAUUGAUGCCAAGACGGCAGAGGUCAAGGAUUUUCUUGAGGUGAAUGGAGAAUCAAAGGAAGAGGAAAUUAGCGUAGAUGACAUGUGUCAACCAGUAUCGAAGCUUCAUGCUCAAAUGUUGGAGUUGUCAGCAGAGAAUGCAGCUUUGACGGACGCUUUGUACUUUGUGGAUCGCGCGAUGUACAUGGGUCAAAUGGACUGCACAACUCAUCUCAAAUCAGUCCGAAAACUAGCGAAACGCCAGUUUUUGAUUCGCGCCCUUUUGAUCAAGAUCAAUAAGGUUGUAUCCAAGAAACAUUAA
This is a messenger RNA of Cylindrotheca closterium, 1233 nucleotides long. The record is from the annotation of a GenBank genome assembly. Lineage: Eukaryota; Bacillariophyta; Bacillariophyceae; Bacillariales; Bacillariaceae.